UGUCUUUGCAGGGAAUUUCGUAUGGGUUCAGUCUUUUAGCUGAUAAGGUUAAUCUUCUAGCUAGAAAGUUGGUAGAGCCAUACUCGUGUGAUUGUCUUCCCUUGAGUGGAUCUUCCACUGAUGCAGAUGUAGAGGAGAUUGCUCGUGCAUGGUGUGACAUUAGAGGGAGUAUUUUGUAUCUUGCCCCUAACCAGGAUACUCCACAUAAAAUAAGUUGCAGUUGGCUGACAAUUAAUCAGGAUGUUGAAGUUGCCAAUUCCUGUCCAAAAUCAAGUAAUGGACGAAGACGUUGUCACAGUUGGUUACAUUAUGAAACCAUCUCGUGAAGAAGAUUUUGUUAAGGUUAACAAUUUUGAUGAGCCUGAUUUUGCAAAAGACUGCUUGAAGCUAAAUUGUCUCUUCCAAGCAAUAGUCUUUAGAGUUGAAGACUUCAAGGAUUUGAAUGUUCCAAUUCCUGCUGUUGUUCAGGAAUAUGUGGAUCAUUCAUCCACUCUAUUCAAGUUUUAUGUCCUGGGUAAACGAGUUUUCCAGGCAGUAAAGAAGUCUACACCAAAUGCUGAUGUUCUGAUGAAAUUAUCUGAAAGAAAUGGACUGAAACCUAUACUGUUUGACAGCCUAAAAUCUCUACCUACUGAUACUGGAAACCAGCAUUCUGGAGACCAGGAUUGGCAUAUUAAUCUUGGACUCGUCACCAGGGCUGCAAAGUGGCUUUCAAGGACACUUGAUCUGACCAUCUUUGGGUUUGAUGUUGUCAUUCAAGAAGGCUCUGGUGAUCAUGUCAUUGUUGAUGUGAACUACCUCCCAUCAUUCAAAGAAGUUCCUGAUGAUGUUGCCAUACCAGCCUUUUGGGAUGCUAUUAGAAAUAAGUUGGAUUCAGAAGCAAUUCAAAAACAAUGAAACAAAGCAACCCGGUCUCUAUACCUUCACCAGUGAGCAGAAGAUUGAGUUAAAACAGGUCUGAAGUAAUCAUCUAUGGUUCCAGUGCGUAUAAUUGGGCUCUC
This is a messenger RNA of Rubroshorea leprosula, 1001 nucleotides long. Lineage: Eukaryota; Viridiplantae; Streptophyta; Magnoliopsida; Malvales; Dipterocarpaceae. The record is from the annotation of a GenBank genome assembly.